AUGGCACAACCCGCCUGGUCGCUCCCGUCAGGCUCGACGCACCAGCCUCAAUUGAAAGUCUACAACUCCCUGACUCGUUCGAAGGUCCCCUUCGUGCCUGUCCAACAAGGGAAGAUCACCUGGUAUGCUUGCGGUCCCACGGUGUACGACGACGCUCAUUUGGGCCAUGCCCGCAACUACGUGACCACCGACAUCAUUCGGCGCAUCCUGCGGGAUUACUUUGGCUUCUCGAUCCGCUUUGUGAUGAACACGACAGAUAUUGAUGACAAGAUCAUCUUAAGAGCGAGGCAGAGGCAUCUGUACGAAGAGUACAAGAACAAACAUCGAUACAUUGAUGACCAGGUCCGUCAAGACGCUCGGCAUGCCUGGCACUACUACAUACACAGAAACCUGAAACGAAUAAAUCCCAAGACCCUCGUCACCCCUGAAACUUUCGACAGCCUGAUCGAACCCAUUUACGGGGACAUAUUGGCGGGAGGAAGCCUCGAACCGGGCACCAAGCCAGGUGAUAGGGAAGCAAAGAUCAAGAUGCACAUCAAUACUGCUAGAGGCACCGCGAGGGCAUUAAUGCAAGAUCCAAAGCUCCUGACGCCGCACGAAUUCUACAACCGAGUGAGCGAUGUCAUGUGCCUGGUCUUGGACGAGCAGCUGGGCAAGACGAUCCGCGGAGACGACUAUGCUGUAUUCACAAAACUCACCAAGGAGUACGAGCAACGCUUUUUCCAAGAUAUGCAUGACUUGAAUGUGAUGGAUCCGGAUGACCUGGUGCGUGUGACCGAGCAUGGCAACGAGAUUGCAGAGUUUGUCAAGAAAAUCGUCGACAACAAGAUGGGCUAUAGGACAGCGGACGGCUCAGUGUACUUCGACAUCAAGGCUUUUGAGGCUGCCGGCUACCCGUAUGCCAGGUUGGAGCCAUGGAAUAGGAAUGACAAAGAGCUUGUAGCGGACGGUGAGGGCGCCUUAUCACAGACUGAAGCCGCCGCUAAGAGGUCGGACGCCGACUUCGCUCUGUGGAAGGCAUCCAAGCCGGGUGAACCCAGCUGGCCAAGUGAAUGGGGCCCUGGUCGGCCCGGUUGGCAUAUUGAGUGCUCGGCCAUGGCGUCUGGAAAACUAGGCUCGCAAAUGGACAUUCAUUCUGGAGGCAUCGACCUUGCAUUUCCUCACCACGACAAUGAGCUUGCCCAGAGUGAGGCCUUCUGGGCAAAUCAUGGCCAGUGGGUGAACUACUUCCUCCACAUGGGUCACUUGUCAAUACAAGGCUCUAAAAUGUCGAAGUCGUUGAAGAACUUUACCACCAUCCGAGAAGCUCUCCACGUGCGGAAAGACUGGACUGCCAGGAGUCUGCGAAUUGUUUUCUUGCUCGGCAACUGGAAAGAUGGCAUAGAGAUCACCGACGAUAUGGUCACUCAAGGCAGGAAUUGGGAAGAUCGGGUCGACAACUUCUUUCUCAACGCCGUUGAGGCAAUAAAGGAGUUGAAAGCAACGUCCGAUCAGAAAGCAACUUUGCAGGCUGCACUUCAGGAGGCUGAAGAGCGGGUUCGCAUUGCAUUACUAGAUUCAUUCAACACGCCCAUCGCUAUGGAAGCAAUAUCACAAUUAAUCAGCAUAUACAACAGCACCAAAAAAUCCGAUCUCACACCACGAGAUCAUCACGAUGUCGCAAUAUUCAUCACUCGUUUGGUCAACAUUUUUGGCCUGAACGGCUCCGAGCCUGCAGACACGGAACAAGUUGGCUGGAAAGGCAUCGAGAUCCCUGACGCCGCCAAAGAAUUCGUCUACCCGCUGGCGAGGAUACGAGACGAACUCCGACAGGCCGCCAUUGCCAAGUCCAUUACCGUCGAGAAAGUACAAGAGAUCGUGUCCACAUCGCCUUCGGGGCUAGACGAAGCGCCUACGGUAGGUAGACCUCGGCCGUCAUAUGCACGUGCGUUAAGCGAGUUCAACCGAGACGCCCUGCAAACAGCCUCUUCAGCACCCAGCACUGAAUCCUCCUCCGAUCUGAACAAGCAGAUCCUCGCCCUCUGCGACCGCGUGCGAGACGUCGACCUCUGGCAACUAGACAUCUACCUCGAAGACCGGGAGAACGCUCCUGCGCUCGUGCGCCCCGUCACCGAAGGUCUCAGGGCCGUGCGGCGCGAGCGCGAAGAUAAAGCCCGUGUGAAAGAAGAGGCUAAACGGCAACGCGAGCGUGAAGCUCAGGAACGACUGCAAAAGGGUAGACUGAGCCCGACUGAGAUGUUCAAACCACCGCAUUCGAGCGAGUAUUCUGCUUGGGACGGCGAUGGCCUGCCCACAACGGGAAGGGAUGGUCAGCCGCUCACAGCGAGUCGGGUGAAAAAGUUGAGAAAGGAAUGGGAGCAGCAGAGGAAGGCGCAUGAGAAGUAUCUCGCUGCUGUGAGAGGGAGUAGUGUGACACCCGGAUCAAACCGCGAUGAGAGCGGAUCUGCGCCAGCUCCUCAACAGCCAGGAGAUAGGAUUACUGUUGCGGGCGCUGAGGUUGAUGCUCGCUAG
Molecule: messenger RNA, 2511 nt
Organism: Cladophialophora yegresii CBS 114405
Lineage: Eukaryota; Fungi; Ascomycota; Eurotiomycetes; Chaetothyriales; Herpotrichiellaceae
Product: cysteinyl-tRNA synthetase
Exons: 2
Coding region: 1-2511 (836 amino acids)
Biological process (GO): cysteinyl-tRNA aminoacylation
Cellular component (GO): cytoplasm
Molecular function (GO): ATP binding; cysteine-tRNA ligase activity
Source: RefSeq, a predicted model, not a curated record